Molecule: messenger RNA, 3534 nt
Organism: Callithrix jacchus (white-tufted-ear marmoset)
Lineage: Eukaryota; Metazoa; Chordata; Mammalia; Primates; Cebidae
Gene: PGAP6
Product: post-GPI attachment to proteins 6
Cellular component (GO): membrane
Source: RefSeq, a predicted model, not a curated record
AAGUGCCCGGGGCGACGGCGGCGGGGACCGGCCGGGCCAUGGGCGCCGGGGGCAGAGGCGGCGGCGGCCGCAGAGGCGGCGGAGGCUGCCCGGGAGGCGGCGGGGGCUGGCGGCGCGGGCCGCGGGCCGCGUAGCGCCGGGCGGAGCGCGGAGCCAUGGGCCGGGCUGGCACCGGGACCUGGGGCGAGGCGGUGGCCGCGGUGGCCGCGGUGGUGGCGGGGCCGCUGCUGUUGCUGCUGCUGCUCGCCCAGCCCCCGCCUUCCGCCGCCGGCGACAGCAGGAAGAGCGAGACGGGGCUGGUGUCCGAGCACUUCUCGCAGGCCCCGCAGAGACUGUCCUUCUACAGCUGGUACGGCAGCGCCAGGCUCUUCCGCUUCCGCGUGCCCCCAGACACCGUGCUGCUGCGCUGGCUUCUGCAGGUCUCGAGGGACAGCGGCGCCACCUGCACGGACGCAGAGAUCACCGUACACUUCCGCUCCGGUGCCCCUCCUGUCAUCAACCCGCUGGGCACCCGCUUCCCUGACAACACGUCGGUGCAGCCCUCCUUCCAGGUCAGGUUGCCGCUGAGCGCUGCACCGCUAAGCAAUGUCUCGGUCAACGUUUCCCACCCGGCCCCUGGGGACUGGUUCGUGGCCGCCCACCUGCCCCCCUCAUCCCAGAAGAUCGAGUUGAAGGGCUUGGCUCCCACCUGCUCCUAUGUCUUCCAGCCUGACAUGCUGGCCAAGCGGGUGGUUGAGAUUUCCAUCGUGGAGCCGGAUGUGCCCUUUCCACAGACCCUGGUCUCCCACCCCAGCUACCUCAAGGUCUUUGUCCCCGAGUACACGCGGGAGCUUCUGCUGGAGCUGAAGGGCUGCGUGUCCCACGGGAGCCUGGGCUGCCCCGUGCGUCUCACCGUGGGCCCGGUCACCCUGCCUGGCAACUUCCAGAAAGUGCUCACCUGCGCCGGGGCCCCCCAGCCCUGCCGCCUACUGCUGCCCUCGCCGCCCUGGGACCGGUGGCUGCAACUGACAGCUGAGAGCCUGGUGGGGCCCCACGGGACAGUGGCUUUCAGUGCUGUAGCCACCCUCACAGCCUGCAGGCCAUGGAGUGUGACCGUGCAGCCCUUUCUGCAGAGUGUGUGGAACCAGACCUUCAACGCCUCUGUUGGUUGGCCGUCCCCAGGCCCUGACCACCGGGACCUGGGCAGGAGUGGCGGGGUGGGCGGCGGACCCUUCUGCCUCACGAAUCACCCAGUCACGCGAGAGGACACGGACGUGGUGUCUGUGCACUUCCAGCCCCUGGACAGGCUCUCGGUGACGGUGCGCUCGGACACGCCCUCCGUGAUGCGGCUGCGGCUCAACACCGGCAUGGACAGCGGCGGCUCCCUCACCGUCUCGCUGCGGGCCAACAGGACGGAGAUCAGGAAUGGGACUGUCGUAGUGGCCUGCAUGAAUGCCGCCUCACCCUUCCUCAGCUUCAACACCUCGCUCAACUGCACCACAGCCUUCUUCCAGGGUUACCCCUUGUCUCUGAGCGCCUGGUCUCUCAAGGCCAACCUCAUCAUCCCCUACCCAGAGACGGACAACUGGUACCUCUCCCUGCAGCUCAUGUGCUCUGACAACGAGGAGGACUGUGAGCAGGCCGCAGUCCACGUGGAGACCACCUUGUACCUGGUGCCCUGUUUGAAUGACUGCGGACCCUAUGGCCAGUGCCUCCUGCUCCGCAGACACGGCUACCUCUAUGCCGGCUGCAGCUGCAAGGCAGGCUGGCGUGGGUGGAGCUGCACGGACAACAGCACGGCCCAGACGGUGGCCCAACAGAAGGCAGCCACGCUGCUGCUGACGCUCAGCAACCUCAUGUUCCUGGCCCCCAUCGCCGUGUCAGUGCAGCGCUUCUACCUGGUGGAGGCCUCCGUCUACGCCUAUACCAUGUUCUUCUCCACGUUCUACCACGCCUGCGACCAGCCCGGGGAGGCUGUGCUGUGCAUCCUCAGCUACGACACGCUGCAGUACUGUGACUUCCUGGGCUCCGGGGUGGCCAUCUGGGUCACCAUCCUGUGCAUGGCACGGCUCAAGACACUGCUGAAAUACGUGCUGUUUCUCCUGGGCACACUGGUCAUCGCCAUGUCCUUGCAGCUGGACCGCAGGGGUAUCUGGAACAUGCUGGGGCCCUGCCUCUUUGCCUUCGUGAUCAUGGCCUCCAUGUGGGUGUACCGCUGCGGGCACCGGCGCCAGUGCUACCCCACCUCGUGGCAGCGCUGGGCCUUCUACCUCCUGCCCGGCGUAUCCAUGGCCUCCGUGGGCAUUGCCAUCUACACCUCCAUGAUGACCAGCGACAACUACUACUAUACCCACAGCAUCUGGCACGUCCUGCUGGCCGGGAGCGCGGCCCUGCUGUUGCCGCCGCCUGCCGAGCCCGCCGAGCCCUGGGCCUGCUCGCCGAAAUUCCCCUGCCACUAUCAGAUCUGCAAGAACGACCGUGAGGAGCUGUACACAGUGACAUGACACCGGCCGGGGGACCCCCGCUGCUCCGACAACCUCUUCAGCCAGGAGCUGUAUGGAGGGGGUGGCACCCCGUCCAGCCCUGGGGAAGAUUGAUUUCCAGCUGAAUAAAAUUGGCCUGCGCACCGUCUCUCUUCCUCCUACCGAGGGGAUGUCCUCCAGCAGUCGCACCUCUGCUGAGUUCCCUCGUGUUGCUUGUAGAGGACAGGGGUCUGUGUGAGGGUGGGGCCGUGUGCUCUGCCUGCCUGCGGAGGGCUAGAGACGGGGAGAAGGACUCCCUGUGAUCCUGCUCCCUGGCGAAGCUGGGGCUCAGGAGGCCUAAGCCCACCACUGUGGUUGGGAGCUGUGCCCUCCCAGAACCCUGGUCCUGGCCCCUGGGUGCCCCUGGUGCCAGCCUGUCUGGAGCAUGGAAGAUCCCCCUCUGCUACUGGGGUCAUGAUAGGGACAGGUGACCAAGGUCCCCCCCAGAGCUGAUGGGCACUGAGAAUGCAGCCUCCUGCCCUGCCCCUCGCUUUUUCCUGGCUCUGGAGCAAGGGGUCUCUGCUCUGCUCCUCUGGGGGUGUGGCCCACAGGGAACCCUUACCCAGCCGGGUCCGGCCCACCCUUGUGUUUCGGGGGGGCCCCCCCGGGGAAGCCUCCUCUUGGUCCCAGGAGCUGUGGUGGUGGCUGCCCCCUGCACCAGGCUGUCUCUGUGCUAGGGAGGUCUUCUGGAGUCUGGGCUGGGUGGGGGUUCCCUGUUGCAAGGCUACCAGGAGCAACGCCGGGCCCCUCCCUGAGGCCUGUGAGUGUCUCCCAUCCUGCCAUGGAGACCUGCUCUCAGGGCUUCCCUUCCGGGUCUCGUCCUGAGCGUGGGCUUCCCGAGGGUCUUACCCCCAUCCCCAGCCACCCUGCACUUGACCACCAAAGCAAUCUCUAGGCUUAUAAAAGAGAAACAUGUACAUACGGGGUUUUUUGGGGUAAAAGAAAAUUCUGAAGCAUUAAGACAUAUUUUUAUGUAGAUCUGAUUUAUCUGUGAUUGGUGAAUUUAAUAUUCUACAGUGACUUUUCAAACUAA